Molecule: messenger RNA, 1026 nt
Organism: Meloidogyne enterolobii
Lineage: Eukaryota; Metazoa; Nematoda; Chromadorea; Rhabditida; Meloidogynidae
Source: the annotation of a GenBank genome assembly
AUGCCCUUUCAAAUUCCAACUUGUUCAUCAACUUACGGUCAACAAACAAUGAUAAAAGUAGAAACAACAAAACAUCGAAAUAACAAAGAAAACAACAAAGAAGACGAACAAAACAAAAAAGUUCUGAACAAAACAAACAUUUUUAACGUUGAAAAACUUGAACAUUUAAAAACAACGCCUAUUUCUUCGCCUUGUUUUGCAACAUCUUUUUAUUCAAAUAAAACAUUGUUUUCCCUAAAUCAACAAAUGUUUUCUUCAUUUUUGUUGUUUAUUGUUUUGUUUGUUUUAUUUUUGCCUGUUCAGAUUGAGGCACAAAGCAAUGGGAAGUGUUAUUCAUUCGCUCCUGGCCUUACUAUACUUGGAGCUGACUAUCGAAGAGAUUUUGGAUUGUCACGUAGACAAUGUGCGGAUGUAUGCAAAACCGAUGUUUGUUGUAUGGCCUUUGAAUGGCAACGUAUUGGUGGACAAUGCACCCUUAAAAGUCGGUCAUUGAAUGGAACGGUUGUGAAUUUGGGAAUUAGUAAAGGGGAUGAAAAUACUGAAAAGUCUAAUGAGGGGAAGGAUUUGCUCUUUGCUUUGUGUUUGGAUUAUGGCGAUUCUGAACGUGAUCGGUUUUGGGAUCAUGAACUUGGAGGCCCUAUUGUUGCAACUAAAAUAGACGUUGAACGAGAAAAUUGUGCUAAAGUUUGUGCUGAAUUCUCAACUAUUAAAAAACGAAAAAUAACAAUUGAAAAAGUUGAAGAGGAAGAAGAUAAAGAAAAUGAGGGAGAAGAAUUUGAUAAUUUUAAAUUAAGUGAAUUAACUUUAUUUGCGAGGAAUAUUAAAAGGCGGGCAAAGCGGCCAAUUCACAAGUUUCCAAAAAUUGAAAAAAGUUUGUCUUCUGGAAAAGAAGCUCCAGCAGUAAUAUAUAAUUGGCGGCCUGUUGAUCCAACAGAUAUGGAAUCACCAUUGGGUGAAUGCCAAUGUAUUUCAGUACUUCAGCAUAUUAAAUUAAAUUUUGGAUCCUUUUCUGGAUUUUUAAUUUGA